Frankliniella occidentalis (western flower thrips) is the source of this 1000-nucleotide messenger RNA. RefSeq names its product RNA-binding protein pno1. The coding region runs from base 86 to 787 and encodes 233 amino acids. Gene Ontology annotation, molecular function: RNA binding. Lineage: Eukaryota; Metazoa; Arthropoda; Insecta; Thysanoptera; Thripidae. Gene Ontology annotation, cellular component: nucleolus. The record is from RefSeq and is a predicted model, not a curated record. The transcript has a single exon.
GUUGUUAGUUGUCGUCUGUUGUCUGUUUCUUUGGAGUUAUGGUCUUCUAUCCACGUGCUCGAACUUGUUAAGAAGAACCCUAAACAUGAGUGCUGAAAAUGAUGUGGAUUUCGCGGAGCCGCAAAGAGUGACUAGGAAACGAGCAGCCUCAAGCACGGUCGAUAAUGCUAUGGAAGUUGAAUAUCGUGGUAUCGCUGGCGAGAAAUCUCAAAAUGCCCCUCUUAAGAAGAAACAACGCAGUGCUGUAGAUGUACGCAAGGUUCCGGUGCCGGCCCACAGAUAUACCCCUCUUAAAGAGAGUUGGUUAAAAAUUUUCACCCCCAUCGUCGAAAAUCUACAGCUUCAAGUGCGGUUCAAUUUGAAGUCAAGGAACGUGGAAAUUAGAUCCUCUUCUGAAACGCCAGACAUUGCCAACCUUCAGAAAGCUGCAGACUUUGUUAGGGCUUUUGUUUACGGAUUUGAAGUUGAAGACGCUUUGGCACUUCUUCGGCUGGACAAUCUUUUCAUUGAAACAUUUGAAAUCAAAGAUGUGAAGACGUUGCGAGGUGAUCACUUAUCAAGAGCAAUUGGUCGCUUGGCAGGCAAAGGAGGCCGAACCAAAUUUACAAUUGAAAAUGUUACCAAAACUCGUAUUGUUCUUGCUGAAUCUAAAAUACACAUCCUAGGGUCUUAUCAAAAUAUUCAAGUUGCAAUGAAGGCUGUAUGUAAUUUAAUUUUGGGUAGUCCUCCAUCCAAAGUGUAUGGUCAAUUACGAAAUGUCGCCAGCAGGUUGGGCGAGAGACUUUGAUUAGAAACAUUUUGUAUGUGAAUUAUUGUAUCUGUAAGUUGUAAAUAUCUUUGUAAUUUUUCUUUUUUUCAUUACUGGCUUCUUGUAAAUUCAGGAACAAAUGCAGUUCUGUACCGCAAUGAACAAUACUUUGUUUAAUGAUUCGGUUUAUUCCAUCUUUUGGUAUAUAAUUGUGAUGAGCAUUAACUGAUAAUGAAUAAAAUGUAACUAUUA